AUGGUUGCGCAAAACGGGCAGAAGGAGCCGGAGAAAUCUUUGAAGACUCCAAGUCUCCGCUCCAACAUCAUGAAGGAAUUGCCGAAAAACCUUCCUAUCCAAAGUCAGCUCCACAUGAUCUACAGAAUGGACCCGGCCUCUCCGAACUCUCCAAAAAUUUUCGGGAGAAAUGUUGUCGAUUGGGCCCAGAUCUUGGAGUCACAAAAAGAUGGGACACUCUCGGAAUACAUGAGCCAAAACGCUCAUAGUUCGGUAAGAUUUCGUUCAGGUUUACGUUUGUCAGGCUUGAAAAAUUGUUCGUGCAUACGCGUUGUAUGUUUUGCUCCUAAAAAUACGAGAGGAAUUUUGUGUCAUGCUUUACAUUUUUUCAGCCCGCCGCAAUGUCCUCGAGUAGUUCGAUGGUUCCACAACUAAUUAAAAGACCGCCAAAAUUCCCAAACCUUACGAAUCUGCAAGAAUCCCCGACCUUUGAGCAGAUUCAUCAACUGUAUGAAACGGACAUGGAGAAGUAUGAGAAGUCGAUCCAUCCGGAUGAAGGGUAAGAUCUUUAUUUCGUUUCAUUUGUUUUUUAGGAAGAUCUUUGUUGGUGGAUUGAGUUGGGACACCACUGACCAAUCAUUGCGCAACUAUUUCCGCCAAUUUGGGGAGCUGACCGAGUGCCAGAUCAUGAGAGACAAAAACACUGGCGCAACUCGGUAAGAACAUUUAACAUUGUGUUUCUAUAUAUUUAGGGGCUUCGGAUUUGUGACGUUCCUUAAUCCUAAAGACUCCAAGAAGGUCUUCGCAAAGGGGGAACACAUUUUGGACAGGAAAAAGAUUGAUCCUCAACCGGCCAUCAAGGAAAUUUCGCCUGCUAGAUCUUCGCGCAACAUCAAAAGAAAAGUCUUUGUGGGCGGGCUGUCUCGAAGUGCCACUUUGGAGGACCUGAAGAAUUACUUCUCUCAAUUUGGAAAAGUGGAAGAUGCUGUGUUGAAAUACGAUUACAAUAAACAUCGGCAUCGAGGUAAGCGAUGAUUGGUAACAUAAAAAGUUGAACUGUUUUAGGCUUUGGGUUUGUCACCUUUCAAAGCGAAGAGGAAGCGCAAGCUGUUGUGGAGAGGAGACAUCAUAUAAUUUGUGGGAAGAAAACCGAGUGCAAGGAAGCACAGCUCAAGGCAGAACUCGACAAGAGCGUGACGUCCCCACAAGCGGUGUUGAACAUGCUGAAUGCCUAUAAUUUGACGACGGACGAGUUCUCGCGUAAGUUUUUAUUGUUUUCGGAUGAAAAAGCAUGGUUUACGUUUAUUUCUGAUAUUGUACUUGACGUUUUCAGAGCUGGCCCAGCGUUUUGCUUCGAUGAAGGCAGCUCCUGCUGAUUUCCAGCCGAAUUGUAGUCGCUUCCCACCUCCAAGCACUCCACUCACCCACAAUGACGUCAUGAGGACGUUGGUGAGGCCACCUUAUCUUCAGCCCCCACCUUCUCAACCGAUCUCCAUCCAGAAUACUUUUCCCAAUUUCUUCCAAACCGAGACCCCUCCCAAUCUUCUCCUUCAGUUACCAUAUAUGAGACAGUAA
Messenger RNA from Bursaphelenchus xylophilus (pine wood nematode), 1554 nucleotides. NCBI's taxonomy places the organism in Eukaryota, Metazoa, Nematoda, Chromadorea, Rhabditida, Aphelenchoididae. The record is from the annotation of a GenBank genome assembly.